Molecule: messenger RNA, 1161 nt
Organism: Schistosoma turkestanicum
Lineage: Eukaryota; Metazoa; Platyhelminthes; Trematoda; Strigeidida; Schistosomatidae
Source: the annotation of a GenBank genome assembly
AUGUCUGAAUGUCCGUCCCGGUUUGGCGAUACACCACCUGUACCACCGAAAAAGCGUGCUCGACUGGAUGUACCAACGGUUGAUACUGUUAACGGUUCUACAGAUGCUACCUCUUUUUGCCCUGAGAACAUGCAUUUAGUGUCUGUGCUUCAAAACGAUCUUCGAAGUAAGUGUUUAGUGUUGCAUACUCGUUUUGGUGAUGAUCCAAAGGAAGCUAUUGUAACGCUUCAGAAAUCGUCAUUCCCAAAUGAUCCAAACACUUUAAGACGUUGUAAAGUAGUUAAUAAGCUCAUCGGUUUCCAUGCUUCCAACGAUAUUAAUGAACAAAAUAAAACUGACGAGACUGAAGAUGAUAAUUUUCCUCAAUGGCAAGCCAAGUCUAUUAUGAAAAACGAUAUUUAUCAUCGCUUUCUUAUAACAAAUGGUCUAGAGUCUAUCAAUGGUAUUGAAAUGACCGUGACAUAUCCUGCCGAAUCACAUCACUUUUCUAGAUAUACCAACUCCCCUCGUCACAUUAUCCAAGAGACUCCUGAAUUGUAUAAAGAUAUCAUUCUCCCUUUUUUGUCCCAGAAACCCAAGGAUCUUACUUGGAUUGAUAAUGUAAUCGCAGGAAUUGCUGAACAAGAUCGUACUCUUCACAGUGAUCCUGAUGAAGUAUUUGGAUUCACAUUAGUAUUAGAUUAUCGAUGGGAUGGAUUACGCAUUCAAGAACUUCACUGUCUGGGUAUCGCUCAUGAUCAAAAAUUGACGUGUCUACGAGAUCUUCGUAGUUGUCACGUUCCAAUGCUAAAAAAGAUUUUGCAAGUAGGCCGUGAUACACUCUUUUCAAAAUAUUCUACAUCAGAAACAUCCGAUAAUCAAAUGUCCAGUGAUAAUUCAAAAAUUCUUUUAUCAAAAGACCAAAUUCUUGCAUAUAUACAUUAUCCACCGACUUUUUAUAGAUUCCACAUUCAUUUCGUACACAUGGAUUCUGGAGACAACUAUAGCACUAAUGCAUGCAGAGCACACAUACUCGAAGAAGUUAUCCGAAAUCUUGAACAGGAUGAUUUGUAUUAUGCAAAUCGUACAAUCACAAUGUUUCUGCAUGCUAAUAGUCCCAUGUUUACGGCUAUUUGUGAAAACAACUCUCAAAAAUAUGUCGUCACUUCAGUUCCUGAUUAA